AUGGAUGGCCCACGGUGCAAUGGCUAUCGCAAGAAGAGGAGAUCCAAAUCCCAAAGGGAUAGGGAAGUCAGGUCCAAAGGAGGAUUAGGGCUUUCCAGGACCGGCUCUUUGCUUUCUUCCUCUGGAUCUGAGAGAGAAGACAAUAGGAACCCGGCUGCUUCUUCCUUGUCCAGACCAAAGCCCCCUAGGAGAAAGAGGAAAGAGUCCUCCUCGGCUGAAGAAGACAUCAUUGAUGGAUUUGCAAUGAGCAGCUUUGUGACUUUGGAAGCUCUAGAGAAGGAUGGAAGCUUGAUGCCAGAAGAACGUGAAGCCAAGCAGCAGACUCCUCUCAGUAAAAAGAAGCGGGGCAUUUUGAGCAAUGGACUGUCUUUUAAACCACAAAAGAACAAUAAACCACAAAAGAAUAAUAAAUACAGCCACCACUAUGGCUCGGAUAGGGAAAAUGAUCGCAACCUCUGCCAACAACAGUUCGGAAAGAAAAGGUUUCAGAAGAGACAGAAAAAGCUCAAGCCAGGACAGAACAAUUGCAGAGACAAUGACAGUGAAAGUCCAAGCAGAGAAUCAAAACCUUCACAGAGAAGUGCUUCACGGGAGCGUCUAAGUGAUAGUUCAGCGGCUUCCAGUUUGGGAACCGGCUACUUUUCCGUAGUUGAAGCCAAUCAAUAUUUUUGUGAUGCCUAUAGUAUGAGCAAUUACACUACCCUAGGAAGCCUGCUGACUGGUGUCAAUAGGCUGGAGUCUGGACCCGUGACCUUGGAAACAGUAAGUAAGGUAAAGGAAAACUUGGGAGGUCAAUUCUUCAGGUAA
Molecule: messenger RNA, 807 nt
Organism: Bufo gargarizans (Asiatic toad)
Lineage: Eukaryota; Metazoa; Chordata; Amphibia; Anura; Bufonidae
Product: autism susceptibility gene 2 protein homolog
Exons: 5
Coding region: 1-807 (268 amino acids)
Source: RefSeq, a predicted model, not a curated record